This is a messenger RNA of Ylistrum balloti, 1947 nucleotides long. RefSeq lists its product as uncharacterized. The record is from RefSeq and is a predicted model, not a curated record. Bases 1 to 1947 code for a protein of 648 amino acids. NCBI's taxonomy places the organism in Eukaryota, Metazoa, Mollusca, Bivalvia, Pectinida, Pectinidae. The transcript has 18 exons.
AUGAGGGUAUCACUGAUUUUCGGGACUAUUAUCCUGGCUAUAGCUGUUGCCAGCGCACAUGGACUAUUUGCGAGAAAGUACAAAAAACUUCUUCCUGUCAGUAAAUCAUAUGCCAGACAAAUCAGAAGGUAUUACCGACCAUACCAACAAAGGAUUCAAAACACAUUUAAAGGGAGUUAUCGCAGAAGUUAUGGUAAUAGAAAAGCCUAUGCUGCUCCGAAAAUGAGACCACUCUACAGGAGAGUGCCUAUCAUGAAACCAAUGACGAUAUACAAGAAAAUCCCGAUUUACAAGCCUAUUAUAAAAACAGUUGUAAAGAAAGUUCCAUACGUGAAGGAAGUACCAGUUAUCAAGACAGUUUACAAAAAUAAAUUUAUUCCCAAAACCGUCCGAGUCGAGGUACCCGUGGCAAAUCCUAUCCGUAUACCAGUAGAGGUUCCUGUUCCUCAAGCAAUUGGUCCCAUUAUUGACGAACCAGGUCAUUCAACAAGUAAAAAAAUAAAAACUGAAAGUUCAAGCAGUGGAGGUGGAGAUAUAAAUAUAGGACUUGGAAUAGGUAUAGAUGGUGUCGGCGUUGGAAGUGCUGGUGAUGCUAAAGGCAUAGGCCUUGGUAUUGAUGGAGGAAGUAUUGACAUCGGUACUCCAAAAAUUGAUAUCGGAGGACCAAAUAUCGACAUGGCUGGGCCAGAUCAUGGCUUUGGUGGACCGAAUAUGGACCUGGGUGGACCAAAAAUUGAUAUUGGUGGCCCAAAUAUUGAAAUCGGUGGACCGGAGUUCAAUAGUCCGAGUCUAGACUUAGGGGGAACUAUUGGAGCGAUGACGGGUAUGGAUUUUGGUUUCGGAGCUGGUGGAAUUGAAGGUGGCAUGGGUAUGGGCGUUAGCGACCUAGGUGGAAGCGUUGGAGGUGGCAUGGGAGGAAAUGAAGGAGGAGCUGGUUUCGGAGUUGGUGGAAAUGAGCUCGCUGGAGGAGUAGGAUUCGGCGGAGGAUCCUUGGGUGGAGUGGGGGGAGGUGGAGCAAUGGACACUUCCGGUGUGGGUAUUGGAGUGGGGCACGGGGAUGGCAGUUUCGGGAUAGGCAUUGGUCGGGCUAUGCCUCCACCUAGAGAUACCCUUAUCGUCUCUGAUGCUGAUCACGUAAGAAUUGGAGAUCAUGACUUCAGGGGACACGGAGACAGAGGAAGGAACUUAUUUAUUCAUGAUGCUGACCAUGUUACAGGAGGGGGUCAUCAAGGACAUAUGAGCGGUGGUAGUGACGGUUUCAACAACCCUGUUGCCAUCUUCGGAGUUGACAACGGCGGAAAUGGUGGCAUUAGCGGAGGAAGUGGACUCGAUAAUGGUCUUGGUAUCAAUAUGGACGGAAUCGGAAACGGUGGAAUCGAUUCCGGACUAGGAUUAGACAACGGACUUGGAGUUGGAAUUGAUGGACUUGGAGGACCAUCCGAUCUCGGUCAUGAUCUAGGUCACAAUGGUGGAUUUGAUAACCAGGGAGGAUUCAUCGACGGCAAUGGAGGAAUCUUCGACAAUGGUGUAAAUGGCGGAGGGUUCGUAGACAACUUCAAUGGAGGUGCUGUAGACAAAGGCCUUGGAGGUGGCUUUGUUGAUCCUAUUGUCGGAGGUGGAAUGGACGGCAACAUCAACAUAGUAAACAAUGGAGGUAGCCUCGACCAUGGAUUAGGCGGCGCUGGAUCACUGGACAUCGGAGGUCACGGACCAAUUGACCACGGAGUAGGUGUUGAUUCUAGAUCCAAAGCCACAACAAACGUUAAUGUAAAUGUAAACGCGAAGUCGGCAGCUCAUGGCGUUGGGUCUGGGUCAGCAGGAAUCGCCCCAGGACCAGUAGAUAUGCUCCCCGCACCAAUUGACCAUGGACUUGGACAUCCUGGCCCAAUCAUUGAUGCUGGUCACGGAGUUCACACAGGUCACAUGGGCAAAGGAAAACGUAAGUGA